Fusarium redolens is the source of this 1471-nucleotide messenger RNA. Its product is annotated as pectin lyase fold/virulence factor. Lineage: Eukaryota; Fungi; Ascomycota; Sordariomycetes; Hypocreales; Nectriaceae. The transcript has 2 exons. Bases 34 to 1269 code for a protein of 411 amino acids. The record is from RefSeq and is a predicted model, not a curated record.
UUCUCAAACUAAGACAAUCGUUUACUGCCCAUCAUGAAGUUCAGCCUCACUUUCGCGGGCCUCGUUGGCCUUGCCGCUGCCUCGCCCUUCACAGAGCAUGAUACCUCUGGUGGUCUCAUGCGCCGAAAUGGAAAGUGCAACUGGAAGGACCAGCACUGCUGCGCUAUCCCUGACAAGUACAAGUACACUUCCCCCUCCGACUCAAGGAACUACUACGGUUAUGGCCGUACUAUCUACGUCAAGUCCGGCAAGAAGAUCCAAGAAGCUAUCAAGAAAGCCUCCCCCGGUGAUCGCAUCAUCGUUGAGGCCGGUACCUAUCCUGAGCAAUUGGUCAUUGACAAGGACGGUAUCCAGCUUGAGGGUCGUGGUGCAGUCCUCACCAAGCCUUCGACAUACAAGCGCAAUGCAUGCACUGGUUUGACUCAAGAUACGAACAAGAACGAGCUACAGGCUGGUAUCUGUAUUACUGGCUACAAGGUCCAGACAACCGACUACAAGACUGAGCAUAAGCGAGUCACCUCUGUCAAGAGAUUCGUCAAGGGAGUUUCGGUAACUGGCUUCAGUGUUCAAGGUUUCUCUGGCAUCAACAUCGCCAUCGUCGGCGCUAAGAACACUCGCAUCACCAAGAACAAGCUCACUGAUGGUGGUGCUUAUGGUGCUCUCACCCUUGGUUCUGUCAACACCGUCUUCCGUGAGAACACUGUCACAGCCACUUCUGGUGGCCCCACCGGUAUCUGCCAGGAUAACCUUUCCGAUGUGCACACUGUGAAGAAUGACGUCUCUGCUCACGGCAUCGGCGUCUGCGUUCAGACCAACGGUGCAGUUAUUGAAUACAACAAGCUUCACGACAACUGCGUCGGUAUCUUUGUCGACUCUGGCGUGAAAGAUGCCAAGAUUGUGCACAACUACAUUGGCCCAACUCCUCCCCCUUGCGGCAAGAAUUCUUUGGGUAUUAUUCUCGGCAGCGCUGUCGGAAUUCUUGUUCGCGACAACACCAUUGAGGGACAGCGUGGUACCGAUUCUGCAGGAAUCGGUAUUCUCAUCUACGACGAUGCUUGUGCUGCUACUCCCGAACAACCUCUUUCUCUUGCUUGUAUUACUCUCGGCGGCAAAGCUCCUAAGUCCAACCAUAACAUUGUUAUCCGAAACACCCUGAAGAACAACGACAACGAUAUCCUGAACCUGAGCAAGGGAGCUGGCAAUGUUAUCAAGUGCAACACUUGCUCGAACCCUGCCAACAUCCAGGCCGGACAGUGCAAGAAGCCUUAAAGGGUUUUGAUUUAUCUGGUCGUUGGUGGUGCUGAUGUCGUAUUGCGAUGAUUACACGAUGAACGAUGAACUUUUGCAAGCAAAGCGUGAAGAAGGGGGGUAAUGGGUAGUGUGUUAGGUCAUUGCUUGAAACUAAUGGGGUGUAAUUCGGUUGAACAUGUAUUCUAUCUUCAAUGAAACUUACUUCAUGUCUUGUGACAUA